AUGGACCCGUAUCAAGAUACGAAUGCUUUUCAUGAUUUUAUCAAGAAAUCACUUCACGUGGAUUUUACAAGAACUCAAUGGAUGGACAAGAUUAGGAGAUUGAAGAAGAAGUAUGAGAACAAUCUUGGCAGAGGGAAUAAAGGUGAAGAUAGGAAUGUUUCGAAGCUCCAUGAACGACACGCUUAUGAUUUGUCUAAAAAGCUAUGGGGCAAUGGAAGUACUAAUGGUGUCCUUGAAUCGAAAGAGAGUACUGAGUCCUUAGCUCUUUUCAAAGCUGAGUUGAAUGAUGGAGCUAAGGAAGGGGAGAAGAUGGAUAUUGAUAAUGAUAAGAGAGGGAGCCUGAGCAGUGAAAAAGAGAUGCUUUUGUUUGAUAAGAGUGUUGGGAUGGCUGGUUUGGAGGAGUUUGUAAUCAGCCAAGUUUUACAUAUGAUUGGAAGGCAGGUGGAAGAAGCUGCAGAUUGCUCAGUUGCAGUUGUUUGUGGAGUGGAAUGA
Messenger RNA from Pistacia vera, 492 nucleotides. RefSeq names its product probable transcription factor At1g61730. Gene Ontology annotation, cellular component: nucleus. The record is from RefSeq and is a predicted model, not a curated record. Lineage: Eukaryota; Viridiplantae; Streptophyta; Magnoliopsida; Sapindales; Anacardiaceae. Gene Ontology annotation, biological process: regulation of DNA-templated transcription. The coding region runs from base 1 to 492 and encodes 163 amino acids. The transcript is spliced from 2 exons.